Molecule: messenger RNA, 1577 nt
Organism: Triticum dicoccoides
Lineage: Eukaryota; Viridiplantae; Streptophyta; Magnoliopsida; Poales; Poaceae
Product: putative uridine kinase C227.14
Exons: 13
Coding region: 164-1156 (330 amino acids)
Molecular function (GO): ATP binding; kinase activity
Source: RefSeq, a predicted model, not a curated record
CCCUUUCUGAAUCGGAACCGAGCAGAGUUGAAUCGGAUAGGAAUGAAAAGAUUCUGAUCCUUACUUAAUCCUCUGGAUAAUCCAGUCUAACCAACUGCAGCGUUUUUGUCGCUUAAUCUCACUCUGGAAGAACAGCACGCGCUCCUCGAUCCAAAGAGGAGCCAUGGAGUUGUCGGGUUCCAUCGCCUGCCCCACGGCGGCUCAGGCGCGGCUGCUCCGGCCGCCGGCUGAUCUUCCCUGGCUCGCCUCGCCUCCUCAAAGGCGCAAUGUCCCUGCCUCUUCAGGAUACAUAUCUUGUAGGAGUUUUGCCGUGAGAAGCAAAGUGACCAAGGCGAUGCCUUCACUGAGUGUGAGCAUUCAGCCUGCAUUUCCUCAGCCAGUUACUCGGGCUACAUGGAAGAAGAAACACAAUGUUACAUGCUAUCAGAGACAAGGAGCUCCACAGAUAGAAGCCAAGUCAAUGGAGGAAGUAUAUGAUUCUUUGGCUGAGCACAUUCUUUCUGUCUUCAAGAGUAUCGAUAAUCUUGAUUCAAAAUAUAUUGUUGGUCUGGCUGGCCCACCUGGUGCAGGCAAGUCUACUGUUGCCUCUGAAGUGGUUCGACGCGUCAAUAUGCGUUGGUCUCAGAAGCAUACAAAAGAUAGUUCACUGAAUUCAAAUGAAGAUAUUGCGACAAUGCUUCCCAUGGAUGGUUUCCACCUUUAUCGAUCCCAGCUUGAUGCAAUGAAGGAUCCAAAAGAAGCACAUGCAAGAAGAGGAGCACCAUGGACAUUCAAUCCAUCACUUUUUCUGAAAUGCCUACAGACCCUAAAGGAAGAGGGGUCAGUCUAUGCUCCAUCAUUUGAUCAUGGUGUUGGUGACCCAGUCGAGAAUGACAUAUUUGUAAAGCCGCAGCACAAAAUAGUGAUCGUCGAGGGGAAUUAUUUAUUACUGGAAGAAGAUUUUUGGAGGGAAAUUAGAGACAUGUUCGAUGAGAAAUGGUUCAUUGACAUUGACAUUGAUGUCUCCAUGCAAAGAGUGCUCCAGAGGCAUAUUGGCACAGGGAAAGAGCCAGAUGUAGCAGCAUGGCGGAUUUCAUACAAUGACCGGCUGAAUGCUGAGCUUAUCAUGGAGUCAAAAAAGGCUGCAGAUCUUGUAAUCAGAUCUGUGGACUACUGAAGCUAGACCCCAUGUUUCUGAUGGCAAUUUUGAUUUUCGAUUUCGUACAAUGACCGCCCGAAUGCUGGGCUUAUCAUGGAGUCAAAAAGGACUGCAGAUCUUGUGAUCAGAUCGAUGGACUACUCAAGCUAGACCCCAUGUUUCUGAUGGCAAUUUUGAUUUUCGGUAAUAAUAGUUGCCCUAUGGCGAUGUUUGUACAUAGAAUAAGUCAGCUGGCUGUUUCCAUCCGUGUUGAUUUAGCGCAUAGAAUAAGGUAUGCCCCCAUCAAUUUGUUCUUGAGGAAGAACUCAAUAAAUGACACUCUUCAAGUAUCUAAUCAUUAUAUCAUUUUAUUUUAACAUUCCUAUUUGUAACAUUCCUGUUUGUAUACAGUUCUGAAUCCAUAAAGCUACAGUGAUAAUAAAUGGCUGUAGUUUGCAAA